This is a messenger RNA of Plutella xylostella (diamondback moth), 3269 nucleotides long. It is a transcript of the gene Mtr4, whose product is annotated as exosome RNA helicase Mtr4. Gene Ontology annotation, biological process: maturation of 5.8S rRNA; RNA catabolic process. Gene Ontology annotation, cellular component: nucleus. Gene Ontology annotation, molecular function: RNA helicase activity; RNA binding; ATP binding. Lineage: Eukaryota; Metazoa; Arthropoda; Insecta; Lepidoptera; Plutellidae. The record is from RefSeq and is a predicted model, not a curated record.
CGCGUGUAUCUUCUUGAUUUUGAAUAUUUUGAUUUAUUUCUUCAGUAAAAUUGUGUUUUUGUCCUAAUGUUUAAUUAAUAUGGCAGAUAUAAACAGUUUAUUUGACUGCUUUGAAGAAACAGAUGAAAAUGUGGCCACCAAGAGUUUUCCCAAUGUAAAGAAAGAAGAAACUCAAGUGACUGAAGAAACCGAAGCUGCUGGUACAGAGAAGUCCCAGGAAUCAAUUGAAGUUGAGUCACCAACCAAGAAGCGUCCACAUGAUGAUGAUGUUGAAGAAGUUACAAAAAAGCCGAAGUUUGAAGAGGAAGGCGAUGAAUUACUGGCUGAUUUGAACCUAGAACUCCUUGAUUCCCGCAUAGUAAUCCAUACCCUAGAGACACAUGAAGGCUGUACACAUGAGGUGGCCAUACCACCAAACCAUGAGUACGCUCCUCUGGUACCAAACUCAUCAGAACCCGCCAAGCAGUACAGCUUUAUCUUAGAUCCUUUUCAAAAGGAGGCUAUCAUGUGUAUUGACAAUAUACAGUCAGUGCUGGUUUCUGCUCAUACUUCAGCUGGUAAAACUGUUGUUGCAGAAUAUGCAAUAGCACUGUCACUGAAAAACAAACAGCGAGUGAUCUACACAACUCCCAUCAAGGCACUGUCCAAUCAGAAGUACCGGGAGUUUUCCGAGGAGUUCCAUGAUGUGGGUCUGAUCACUGGAGAUGUCACCAUCAAUCCAUCAGCUUCUUGCCUUAUCAUGACUACAGAGAUUCUGAGAAACAUGCUGUACAGAGGAUCAGAGGUGAUGAGAGAAGUGGGAUGGGUGGUGUUUGACGAGAUCCAUUACAUGAGAGACAAGGAGAGAGGAGUUGUGUGGGAAGAGACCCUGAUCCUGCUACCAGACAACGUGCACUACGUAUUCCUCUCGGCCACCAUCCCGAACGCCCGUCAGUUCGCGGAGUGGGUGUGUCGCCUGCACUCGCAGCCGUGCCACGUGGUGUACACGGAGUACCGCCCCACGCCGCUGCAGCACUACAUAUUCCCUGCAGGGGGUGAUGGCAUGCAUCUCGUUGUUGAUGAGAAGGGAAUAUUCAAAGAGGACAACUUCAACACGGCAAUGACAGUCCUGGGCAACGCGGGCGACGCGGGCAAGGGCGACCAGCGCGGGCGCCGCGGCGGGUUCAAGGCCAACGCCGCGCAGACCAACAUCUUCAACAUUGUCAAGAUGAUCAUGGAGAGGAACUUCGCGCCUGUCAUCAUAUUCAGUUUUAGUAAGAAGGACUGCGAGGCGUACGCUAUGCAGAUGGCGAAAUUGGACUUUAAUACUAUUGAAGAGAAGAAGCUCGUAGACGAAGUGUUCAACAACGCGAUGGACGUGUUAUCCGAAGAGGACCGCAAGUUGCCCCAAGUGGAGAAUGUCAUUCCAUUACUGCGGCGAGGAAUAGGCAUCCAUCACGGCGGGCUGCUGCCUAUUUUGAAGGAAACUAUCGAGAUCUUGUUCGGCUUGGGGCUUAUUAAGGCUCUAUUCGCCACGGAGACGUUCGCCAUGGGGCUGAACAUGCCCGCCAGGACCGUCGUGUUCACCAACUGCCAGAAAUUCGACGGAAAAGACUUCAGAUUUAUAACAUCAGGCGAGUACAUCCAGAUGUCGGGGCGCGCGGGGCGGCGCGGGCUCGACGACAAGGGCAUCGUCAUCCUCAUGAUCGACCAGAAGGUCACGCCCGCCGUGGUCAAGGACAUGGUGCAGGGGAAGGCUGAUCCUAUCAACUCGGCCUUCCAUUUGACGUAUAAUAUGGUACUGAACCUUCUACGAGUUGAAGAAAUAAAUCCUGAAUACAUGCUCGAGAGAAGUUUCUUCCAGUUCCAGAAUCAGGCUGCCAUACCGGAUUUAAUUGACAAGGUGAAGUCCAAACAGAAGCUGUACGACGCUGUAUCCGUGGAACAGGAGCACUCCAUAGCUUCGUACUGCAGCACUCGCUCACAACUUCAACUGCUCGGCCAGCAGUUCCGCUCCUUCAUCACGAAACCCCAGCACCUACAGCCAUUCCUGCAGCCGGGUAGGCUGCUCAAGAUCAAAACCGAGAAGCACGAGUACGACUGGGGCAUCACUGUGAACUUCCGCCGCCAGAUGCCCAAGGGCAAGAAGCGUGAGGAGGAGAACCCUCUGACUGCGGAGACGGUGUUGUUAGUCGAUGUGUUGUUGCACGUGAAGAGAGGGACGGAAGAUGACCCGGAGAAACGGGUGCCGUGUCCGCCGGGGGAGACAGGAGACGUAGAAGUGGUAUCAGUGAUCCACACACUCAUAGACCAGAUCAGCACUCUGCGAGUGUACUACCCUAAGGACUUGAACUCAUCCGACAAUAGGAAAUCCGUACUAAAGACAAUAAAUGAAGUGAAGAAACGGUUUCCCGAAGGACCUCCGCUGCUGAACCCUAUAAAGGAUAUGAAGAUACAAGACAAAGUGUUUUUAGAAUGCGUGGAUAAUAUUAAACUCUUAGAAGAAAGACUAUACGCCCAUCCCCUGCACACAGACAAAGCGCGGGGCGCCCUGCAGGCGGCCUACGAACGCAAACAGGAACUGCUGCAAGAACUCACCCUAGCCAAGUCCGAACUCAGGAAAGCCAAGAGUAUACUGCAAAUGGACGAACUGAAGAAGAGAAAAAGAGUACUGAGACGAAUGGGAUAUUGUACGGCGACUGAUGUCAUUGAGUUGAAAGGAAGAAUUGCGUGUGAAUUGAGCAGUGCGGACGAGCUGCUCCUCACCGAGCUGAUCUUCAACGGCGUGUUCAACUCGCUGUCGCCGGAGCAGAGCGCGGCGCUGGUGAGCUGCUUCGUGUGUGAUGAGAACUCUAACCAGGCGCCAAAUAGCGCGGCGGAUUUGAAGACUGUGCUGAGGCAGUUGCAGGAAUACGCGCGGCGCAUAGCCAAGGUGUCCAUCGACGCUAAACUGGACCUGGAUGAAGACGACUACGUGAACAAGUUCAAGCACACGCUGAUGGACGUGGUGCUGGCGUGGGCCAAGGGCGCCUCCUUCCUGCAGAUCUGCAAGAUGACCGACGUGUUUGAGGGUUCAAUAAUCCGCUGCAUGCGCCGCCUCGAGGAGGUGCUGCGACAGCUGUGCCAGGCCGCCAAGAACAUCGGCAACGUGGACCUCGAGAACAAGUUCAGUGACGCCAUCAAACUGCUCAAGAGGGACAUCGUGUUUGCGGCCAGUCUCUACAUGUAGUGGGAGAGAUGUCGGGGUGAUUGUAAUGUAUCUAAUUACUUAUUAUAUUUUUUAAACUGUA